Messenger RNA from Salmo salar (Atlantic salmon), 2640 nucleotides. Its product is annotated as riboflavin transporter 2-like. The record is from RefSeq and is a predicted model, not a curated record. Gene Ontology annotation, biological process: riboflavin transport. Gene Ontology annotation, molecular function: riboflavin transmembrane transporter activity. NCBI's taxonomy places the organism in Eukaryota, Metazoa, Chordata, Actinopteri, Salmoniformes, Salmonidae. Gene Ontology annotation, cellular component: plasma membrane.
AUGGCAAAAUUAUUUUUCUAACUAGGCUCCUUUAAAUCCGGGGGAUUACAGUGUCAUAGACAAGAGGAGCCUGUGUACUUCCUGUUCUGUCAGUUGAAUGGGAUACACGGAAGUCGUGAGUGGGUGGGUGUGUGUGUGUGUGUGUGUGUAUGUAAGAGCGAUAAAGAGGGGGGUUGGAAUAUGAACUGAAUGUACACAUUUGCCGGCUGAUGUAGUAAUGCUCUGAUCACAGUGGAGUGAGAAGUUACCCAAAAGAGAAGGAGAUAUAAUAGGCAGUCCCACUCCGUCACAAGGAUGGAUUCAAGCUGACGAAGAACCAGGAAGAGAGGAACUGAGUUACUGUCCUUUAUGCAAGUUGUUUACUGGCUGUGCCCCUGCCCUUCACCAUGACUCUCCUAACCCACGUGCUGGCAUGCCUCUUUGGCAUGGGCUCCUGGGUGGCCAUUAACGGGAUAUGGGUGGAGCUGCCCCUCAUUGUGCCCGAAAUCCCAGAGGGUUGGUACCUGCCCUCUUACCUCACUGUGCUCAUCCAGAUGGCCAACGUGGGGCCCCUUUUCGUCACCCUCAUGCACCGCUUCCGCCCGGGGAAGCUGGACGAGCGGCCCGUCAUCUACUCCAUAGUGGGCCUGGGUGUGGUCGCUACCUUCCUCCUGGCCUUCUUCUGGAAGCACACGGUGCCCCUAGCGGGCGCUAUGCAUAGUGUCCCCCUCCUAGUGCUCUGUUUCCUACUCUCUGUGGUGGACUGCACCUCCUCGGUCACCUUCCUGCCCUUCAUGAUGCGCCUCGGGCCCCAGUACCUCACUACGUACUUUGUAGGGGAGGGCGUUAGUGGCUUGGUGCCUGCCGUAGUGGCUCUGGUGCAGGGGGUGGGGGUGGUUCACUGUCGGAAUGCUACAGUGGCUCGCUUAGCCAAUGGGACCUUAGGGAUUAACUCCACGGUAGGGGCCAGUGGAGAGCUCCAGGCUCAAUACCAGCCCGCUAACUUCUCGGCCCAGGUCUUCUUCCUCUUCCUCAGUGCCAUGAUGGUGGUGUGUCUGGCCGCCUUCGUCUUGCUCAACCACCACCCGGCCGUGGCCAGGGAGAGGAAGCGUGAGCACUACUUCAACAGAGGCCAGGCAGAGGAGAAGAGUGACCAAGCCCUGUCCCUGUCUCACAGACCUCAAGAGGAGAAGCCCAUGAUCAGUUCUCCGGAUGGCCACCGGAGAGCCCGGCGGAGCUCCUUCGGGACGGGCUUCUACAGUGGGCCGGAGGUGACGUUCAUCUUUGUGGUUCUGGCCUGGGUCAAUGCCCUGACCAAUGCAGUGCUGCCCUCAGUGCAGUCUUACUCCUGUCUGCCCUACGGGAACCAGGCCUACCAUCUGGCGGCCACCAUGGCAGCCGUGGCCAACCCCGUGGCCUGCUUCAUCGCCAUGUUCCUGCCCUUAAGGUCGUUGGUGCUGAUUGGGCUUCUGACAAUAGUUGGGACAGGGUUUGCUACUUACAUCAUGGCCAUGGCUGCACUGAGCCCCUGUCCUCUACUGGUCCACAGCGCCUCAGGAACCGCACUCAUAGUCAUAGCCUGGGUGUUGUUUGUCCUGACCCUCUCCUAUGUGAAGGUGAUCAUUGGGGUGAUCCUUCGGGAUGAGGGCCACAGCGCCCUCGUGUGGUGUGGAGCAGUAGUACAGCUUGGCUCCAUGCUGGGCGCCCUGUCCAUGUUUCCCUUGGUCAGUGUCUAUGGACUCUUCAAAUCAGGGGACCCUUGUAACACCAUGUGCACAAAGUAGGGAUCAAGAUGUGGCUUACUGUUGAAACUCACUGUAGAAAACAAAAGUUGUUGGCACUGGAAAUGUAUAUUUCAUCAUGUGAGUUUGCCUCUUUAAACUGAUUUUGACGUAUCUAGUCUGUUGCCAAAGCAAUGAAAUAUCUCCCUAUGGUUGCGGAAGGAUCUCUUUGAAGCACAUCCUCAGAUUAGGAACUAAAUGUCACCAAACACACACACACACACACACAGACAGACACACACACACACACACACACACAUGUUUUCCGUUGAAUAAAGUUGAAAAAUAUAGGGUCUUAAUUUGAUCACCUUGUUGCAAGAUAGCUUUUUCUGCAAUGCAGGAGCUUUAAAACGUGUAGUGUAUUUGAGGUUUAAAAAAGGCUUCUGAAGUUUGCAAUUUCCACUUUGACUUUUCAGACUUCAUUUUCCCUUGCGAAAAAUCUUUCAUUCCCUACAAAAAUUCCCAUGAAUUAUAAUCCACCUAAUAAUUCACAUUUCCUGUUGCUGCAGGAUUAUUUUCCUGCUGUUGCAAAAUGUAAAGUGUGGGAGGCCAACUGUUAUUGUUACAAAGAUGAUGAUAUUUUAUUGCUAAGCUUUUUAGAAUUCUUCUUUAAAAGAAGAUGAAUGCCUUGUUUUACAUGAAGGGUAAUUAAGUAUAGUGUUAUAAAAGUGAUGAUUGGAAUAUGUUACUGGGACAAAACAGUGCCUUCAUUUUGGAGUUUCUAGCACUGCAAAUGUCAACCAAAAGGUCAUUUCUGUUUAUUCUUUACCAGUCUAUGUUUUAUGUCUUUUUUACAUGCUUUGUAUACGACCUUACUGCAGUUAUAAUGUAAUGGACUGUAAUUAUGUGUGGCUCAAGUCAAUUAAAAUCUAUACAUGUA